Raphanus sativus (radish) is the source of this 1659-nucleotide messenger RNA. Its product is annotated as putative pentatricopeptide repeat-containing protein At1g43010. Gene Ontology annotation, cellular component: mitochondrion. The transcript is spliced from 2 exons. Gene Ontology annotation, molecular function: protein binding. NCBI's taxonomy places the organism in Eukaryota, Viridiplantae, Streptophyta, Magnoliopsida, Brassicales, Brassicaceae. The record is from RefSeq and is a predicted model, not a curated record. Bases 157 to 1509 code for a protein of 450 amino acids.
AGAAAAACACCUCCCAUAUUUUACCGACUUGAGAGCUCUUUUCUCUCGCCGGACCCAAUGGGCUUAAUCCUUACUCUGUCGCCGCAUACGCCGCCUCACGUAGCCUUUCGCCUUACCUCUCUCUCUCACGCCGCAUCUCAAAACGAUUAAAGAAAGAUGCAAAGCCUUGGACGAUACUCAAGACGAUUCCUCUUGUUCAGGAAACCACAGCCGACUCAGUUCUUGCGUACCCUAACGUCGGCGAAGCUGAGUGACACUUUACAUAGCCGGGUCAUGGCCGUGGAGAACAGGUUCCCGUUCCUAUGGAGAGUUAAGGUUACACCUGUUCUGAACGAAUGGCUGAAACAAGGCAAUGAAAUAAGCCCUACCGAUCUAAGAGCCGUCAUCAAAGCUCUCUGCGAGUCUCAGCGUUACGACCACGCCCUCCAGGUCUCAGAGUGGAUAACUAAACAAGGGGUUUUUGAGCCAAGCACUGAAGAUGUUGCAUCUCGGCUUUAUCUCAUUGAGAUUCAUUCAGGGUUGAGUGAAGCAGAGAGUUUCUUCAAAAGCAUUCCCGAGAACAUGAAAGACGACUUUGUUUACACCACUCUCUUGAGCUUCUACACAAAAUCCAAGAAAACACGACACGAAGCCGAAGCCACUUACCAGAAGAUGAGGGAGCUGAAUCUGCUCUCCAAACCCAACCCUUACUACAAGAUGAUCUCUCUCUACGGCCUUCUUGGAGAAACUAACAUGGUCGACGAGGUUCUGAGGCAGAUGGAGGAGAACGGAGUUGUCCAUGACAAGACUCUCACGGACAAUAACGUUUUGAAGGCCUACGCGAGUGUACCUGACGUGGAGGCAAUGGAGAUGUUUCUGAAAAGAAUAGAAGACGAAACGCCGCCGUUUGUAUUGGCUUGGCAAACGGGAAUAAGCAUGGCGAAGGCUUAUUUAAAAUGUGGUUCGAGUGGAGAAGCGAUAGAGAUGUUGCUUAGAACGGAACUAGUAGUUGAUGCAAAGUCCAAAGACGCAGCGAACAAGGUGUUGAUGGAGAUGUAUAGGGAGGCCGGAGCUAAACGAGACGAGUCCCGCCUCUAUAGGCGUGUCAAUCAGAAUGCUAAGCAAGGACAGAGAAUGCGGGCGUGUCGAUGUAAAGGAAGUGGUGGACGAAGCUCUUACCACCCGGGAUAUUACUAUGGUGGAUGUGGUGGCGGAUGUGGCAGUGUACGUGGUGGUGGGGAUGGUAGCCGCGCUGAUGAUGACGGUGGUGGGAUGGUAGCCGCGCUGAUGAUGACGGUGGUGGGGAUGGUAGCCGCGCUGAUGAUGACGGUGGUGGGGAUGGUAGCCGCGCUGAUGAUAACGGUGGUGGGGAUGGUAGCUGCGCUGAUGAUGGUGGUGGUGGUGUCAGUGCUGAUAAUGUCGGUGACAGUGGCGGCGGAUGUGGUGGUGGUGGUUGUGGUGGAUGUGGUAGCUGGGAUUGAGAGUAGAAAACCAAGUAGAGAGUCAUUGGUCAUCUUAUCGUUAAGAUAAUGGUUACUUAAUUACCGUCGAAUGUUUAACUUAUAUUGGUAAUAUACUCUAAUAUAUGACUUUGCCAUAUUGCCAACAAUCGUGUUCUACAUCUUGUCCAGUAACUUUUAGAUUUUUUUAAUGCACCAAUACGCAACAUUUGGAUUCAAA